AUGCAACGUCUACAGGAUUUCAAGUCAGCUUUCGAAAGCAAACAAGCCCUUGUCAACUACCUAGAAGCUCCCCGUCCGGAGGGAGAAAAUCUCUUAGAGCUUGAAGGGUUCAAUAAACGGUGGAAUAAUGUUGAUCUAGCACCUUCUCCUCCCCAGGAUCGGAAGUGGACCCAGUGGACCUUUCUCGCCUUUUGGGUAGCUCAUGCCGCCGGUGCCGGUUCUUGGACGGCAGGAUCUAGUCUCAUCAAUGUCGGACUAGCGCCUCGAGAUGCGUACCUCGCUAUUGCAACGUCCCACUUAUUGAUCACUCUAUUGAUUGUUUUGAACGGACGUGGCCCGGCCAGGUAUCACAUAGGGUUUCCCGUAUUCGCUCGUACUUCCUACGGUAUGUGGGGAUCAUAUAUGGCUAUUGCCAUGCGAGCAAUCGUAUGCAUUAUUUGGAAUGGAACGAAUUCAUACUAUGGAGGGAGAUGUGUAAGUGUUGCACUUACCGCCAUUUUUCCCGGCUACAAAAAUAUCCCACCUCUUCCUAAAUCGGCUUCUAUUUCUAGUCCUGACCUUCUCUCUUUCUUCAUUUUCAUGGUUUUCUUCACUGGGAUCUCCUUCGUGCACUCCCGAGACCUCAAGUGGUUCUACAUUAUCAAAUCAAUAUUUGUCUUCGCCGCUAUGCACGCCAUUCUUAUCUGGUGGGUGGUCAAAUCGCAUGGGGUAACAUUUGCCUACAUUGCUGUGGACAAACCAGUCUCCACGACUGCUCAUAUCUGGCUCGUCCUGAGAGCUUUCAACACGGGUCUUGGGACGGCCUCCAGUCUCACAGUCAACCAGGGAGAUAUGGCAAGAUAUGCGGACAAACCGGGAAGCGCCAUAUGGACUACACUCAUCGGCUACCCUAUAGCCUCGGCUUUGCCCUGCUUAUACGGCAUCUUAGUUGCCGCUGCUGGGCGGAAAAUCACUGGAAAGGCAUUUUGGAACCUCUGGGAUGUACUCGACUACAUGUUAGAGCAAUACCCACAUAAUCACGGCGCCCGAUUUGGUAUCUUCCUUUGUGCGAUAGCCAUCGCCCUCUCGUAUCUAGCUGUCAAUCUAGCGACGAACUCUCUCCCAUUCGGUUCGGACGUUACCGCAAUGUUCCCUCGAUGGAUGACCAUCCGUCGGGGACAAGUGCUUUGCACCAUCUUAGGAAUCGCGAUAGUUCCAUGGAAGCUACUCAACAACGCUGCUGCUUUCCUGACUUUCUUGAGCGGUUACGGGUAUUGGCUCAGUCCUAUUGCCGCCAUUAUGUUCGUCGAUUACUGGAUUGUCAAAAAGGGAAACAUCUCUACCCCCGACCUCUAUAUUGGCUCCUCUUCCUCAAGAUAUUGGUUUUGGAAAGGGAUAAAUUUAAGAGCCACAAUUUGCACCAUCGUCGCCCUUUUACCCUGCCUGCCUUCUCUAGCUUGGUCCAUUGCGCCAACAAAAGUUCACAUCGCCCCGGCGGCUCAAAAUCUGUUCUACAUUUCUUUCGUCAUGACGUGGGCGAUAGCCGCGGGGAUGUACUAUGUGUCUUACCUGAUCUUUCCAGAAAAGGAUCUGGCUCUGGACGAAAGAAAACUCGCCUUCGAAGAAAUGGCCGAUGAGAUCGACAGACUGGAGCUAAAUGGCGAGCUAGCUUGGAAUGUACAAACCCAGACUCCAGUCGAAAGUAUCGACGAAAAGGGCGAUCAAGAAGAUCCAGAAAAAGAUACGACGACAAGCUAUGUGCUUGCGGCUCGCUAA
This is a messenger RNA of Kwoniella shivajii, 1755 nucleotides long. RefSeq lists its product as uncharacterized. The transcript has 10 exons. The record is from RefSeq and is a predicted model, not a curated record. Gene Ontology annotation, molecular function: nucleobase transmembrane transporter activity. Gene Ontology annotation, biological process: nucleobase transport; transmembrane transport. NCBI's taxonomy places the organism in Eukaryota, Fungi, Basidiomycota, Tremellomycetes, Tremellales, Cryptococcaceae. Gene Ontology annotation, cellular component: plasma membrane. The coding region runs from base 1 to 1755 and encodes 584 amino acids.